AUGCAAGAUCAGGCAACCAAGAGGUCAAGCCGAAAUCCUUCAAGUGGAGGGAUGAGAUCCGUAGCGAUUUCUACCCCUUACAUUUUCCAUCAGCUAGAUGUCAUGGACCCUGCUAGUGUUGCUUCCUUGUUAGACUUCAUCAAGAAACAAUUUGGGAAUCUUGACAUACUGGUAAAUAAUGCAGGAGUUAUUGGAGCAAUAAUCGUUCAAGAAACUCGGGAAAAUUUAAAACUUGGUAUUGAUGAGGUCGUAGGUUCCAAGACUAAAAUGCUUAAGGAAAUUCUUAAGGAAGUUUAUGAGCAAUCAGAAGCCUGUCUAGGAACCAACUACUAUGGUGUUAAGCAUGCGAAAAAAGCACUUUUACCUCUUCUUCAGAAAUCAAAUUCAGCCAGGCUUGUUAAUGUCUCCUCUCUUAUGUCUCAUGAAAGAGCUAAGGAGGAGCUAGGAGAUGUUAAUGGGCUCACAGAGGAGAAAGUGGACGAGGUGGUGAAGGGAUUUUUGAAGGAUGUCAAAGAAUGUUUGCCGGAAAGUAAAGGUUGGCCUACAAAUUUCUCUGCUUAUAUGGUCUCUAAAGCAGCUCUUAAUGCCUACACGAGGAUUUUGGCAAACACAUAUCCCAAUAUUGCUAUAAAUGCAGUAUGUCCUGGAUUUGUGAAAACAGAUAUAAAUUAUAAUUGUGGGAUAGCGACUGUCGAAGAAAGUGCAAAAGAUCCUGUGAUUCUGGCUCUCAUGCCUGACGGUGGCACUUCAGACAUAUUUUACAGUUGUAUGGAAGUAUCAACCUUUUAA
Molecule: messenger RNA, 789 nt
Organism: Ilex paraguariensis (yerba mate)
Lineage: Eukaryota; Viridiplantae; Streptophyta; Magnoliopsida; Aquifoliales; Aquifoliaceae
Source: the annotation of a GenBank genome assembly